This is a messenger RNA of Lucilia cuprina (Australian sheep blowfly), 2153 nucleotides long. Its product is annotated as carbohydrate sulfotransferase 11. Bases 607 to 1848 code for a protein of 413 amino acids. Gene Ontology annotation, molecular function: sulfotransferase activity. Gene Ontology annotation, biological process: carbohydrate biosynthetic process. Lineage: Eukaryota; Metazoa; Arthropoda; Insecta; Diptera; Calliphoridae. The transcript is spliced from 5 exons. The record is from RefSeq and is a predicted model, not a curated record. Gene Ontology annotation, cellular component: membrane.
UAAAUAAAAUAAAUAAACCAAAAAAAAGAACAAAAUAUAUAAUAAUAAUAAAAAAACAAUUAAUGCGCCUUAAAAAUUCAAAAUAAAAACACUUUGUUUUUUUUUCUUGUUGUUGCUGUUAUUAUUGCAUUAAUACAAAUCAACGACGGCCUAAAAAUAUAAAAAAAAACCCAUACAUACUAUGGACUUCUUUAACGUUUUUUUGUUAUUUGUUUUUCUUUAAAAAAAAAACCUACUAAUAAUAUUCAUCAUACGUCAGCAGGCCGAAAACGUGAUUUUUUAUUAAAUAAACUACAAAAACAAACAAAUACAUAACAAAACACAUUGACACACUCACUUAAAUGUGUUUGUUUAUUAAAUCUAAUACUAUUACAACAAUAACAGAAAAUAUUAGAAACAAAAAACAACAACAACUACUGCUAUUGCUCCUACUACUACAACGACUACUAUUGCUGUUUACCGGCCUUUUGCUGCCAAUAACAACAAAGAGAAGAAUUGCAUUAGAUUACUUCAACAACAACAUCUAACUAUAAACGUGAGCACAAAUUAGAAAAAAGUCGCAAUAACAUUCUGAAAAACCUCCACCCAGCAGUGAUAUAAGUGACAAUGAUAAUACGCCUGUGCUAUGGCAGACGGGUACAAGCUUCUUUAAAACUUAUAGCCUGCAUAUUAAUUGCAGUAUUUUAUUUUGGAUUCCUCUUUCGAGAAUCGUUAAAUGCUUUCGAACAGAACAAAGAUAAAGCUGAAGCAGCAGCGGCAGCUAUAGGUUUAAUACAAACCAAUAAAGCAGAGACCAAACUAACUUUUAGCAGUAUCAAACACUAUCAAAAGGAUUUAUUUAGCAAAUCAGAUGAUUAUAGUAAUGUUAAAACUACCCUACCACCGGUUGUCACCAGUACUUUAAAUCCAGUUUAUGAGUAUUCCGAAGAAAUUCAUAGUGCCACCGAAAAGGAUUUGAGAAAACGUCGUAAACACGCUCAACAAGUUUGUAAGAAAUAUAAUUUACAAACCCUUUACCCACCGAAUCCCAGAGAGUUUUUCAUAUCACCCGGCCACAAUUUGGUAUGGUGUAAUGUUUUUAAAGCGGCCAGCAGUACAUGGAUGUAUUAUUUUAAUAUAUUGGGUGGCUACGAUAUCAAGUAUUUGCAACGCACCGAAUUUCAACCUUUAGAAUUGGCAAGAAAACGUUUUCCCCGACCUUAUAUGCAAGAUUUGGCAGAUGCUUUAUCAUCGUCUUUAUCAUUUCUCUUCGUGCGUGAUCCCUUCGAACGUAUACUCUCGGGCUAUCGCAAUAAACUAGAGGGUGGCAAAAACACCUACUAUAAAACAUUGGCUAGACGUAUUAUAUCAAAAUUUCGUAAACAUCCUAUAGCCGGAGGAGGAAGAAGCAGGUCAGGACCAACAUUUAAUGAAUUCGUACAAUAUCUAAUCGAUCAGCAUGAACAAGGCAAACAAUUUGAUGAGCACUGGUCACCAAUCUAUAGCUUUUGUACACCCUGCAGUAUUAACUUUACAAUCAUAGGAAAAGUAGAAACCUUUAAUAGAGAUUCGGAAUUUAUUAUCAGACAGGCAGGUUUAGAAUCACUAUUAUUGGGAACAUUGCCCAAAACGUUAAGCCGCAAAAUUGGUAAUUUAUCUAAGGGAGCAAGAACCAAUAUAUCUUUGGAAAAAUAUUUUGCCGAAAUCAAUCGCUCAACUCUAGACCAAUUAUUAAAAAUUUACAAAUUAGAUUUUGAAUUAUUCGAUUAUGAUUAUACAAAAUAUUAUAAUUAUGUAAACAUGGAUUCCGAUACUUUAUAUCCGACCACUUUAAAAACCCAAGAAAGUUCUACAAAAUCUGAAACUUAAGCAAAAGUUAUUGAAUUUAACACCAACAACAACAACAACCAAAAAGUAUUAAAAACCAAAAAUAUUUUCAUAAAUUCUUUUUUACAACCAAACUACGCCCACCCAAGUACCUCUCUUCAGAAAAAAAAAAGUAUUUAUAAAUAUUAAAAACAAAAUUACAAAGUCUACGAACCAAAGAGCAAUCGAAAUAUAAAAAUCUUUUGUAAAUCGAAAAAACAAAAACAAAAAAAAAAAGCCAAAUUCAAAAAGUUUUCCACAAGUUAAACAAACAAAAACAAAUCCAAAAACAAACAAAAAAAAUGGCC